AUGGAAGGUUAUCGCAAUCCGGAACUCCAAAGGGUGCUUGCCGCUCUGAAUAGCUAUGCUCCUCCGCCACCACCAGCAGCGACCAUCUCGGAAAUGGGCACGUUCAAUGCUGCGUCUCAACAGUACACUCCGACCGCUGGGACACCACAUGCGCCUGUCCUACCCGGGUUAUACUUGCUUGCCCAGCCCGAAACUCAGCAAAGACCUAUCACCCCUCCUCCUGUUCAUCGACAACAAACCAAGCCUUCAACAUUGCCAAGCCAGACGAUUCGACAGGAAGAAGUGCGCAGCAUGUCUUCAACCCCUACGGUGCCGGACGCAUCGACAAUCACCACAUGGCCAGCAGCCCUCAAACAUGUCACUCGUCAUCUCGUUCCCAACGAACAAGCCGCCCGUCGCAUCAAACACCUCAUUACUGAACAGCACAAGCACGAGCGUCAAUGGUGGGCCGGUAGGGAAGCCAUUGUGGCCAGGCAGCAAGGAAGGUCUGGUACUUCUCAGCAGGUAGCGGAGUUAUUGAAGUCGUUGGGUGGCAAGGAGGUGCCGGCGGCUCCAUCUGACCCUGCGGCAAAUCAAGCAGAGUUGGUUGCAUAUGACAAGAAGGUGUAUGCUCAGCUGAAGGCAAUGGCAGCGGACUUUGACAGACAGCUACGAGCAAUAGGUGUUCCAUUCUUCGCUAUCAAGCAUGAUCUGGUGAUCCUGGAAACAGGUCCUGAGAAGGACGGCUCAUCAAAGGGAAGGAUUGACAAAGGUGAAUUGCGGGAACUACAGAAGAGGAUGCUGCAGACGCUGGAAGAUCUGUUCAGUGAUUGA
Molecule: messenger RNA, 813 nt
Organism: Exophiala dermatitidis NIH/UT8656
Lineage: Eukaryota; Fungi; Ascomycota; Eurotiomycetes; Chaetothyriales; Herpotrichiellaceae
Exons: 1
Coding region: 1-813 (270 amino acids)
Source: RefSeq, a predicted model, not a curated record